Aspergillus sclerotioniger CBS 115572 is the source of this 1390-nucleotide messenger RNA. Its product is annotated as lumazine synthase RIB4. The transcript has 3 exons. Gene Ontology annotation, biological process: riboflavin biosynthetic process. Lineage: Eukaryota; Fungi; Ascomycota; Eurotiomycetes; Eurotiales; Aspergillaceae. Gene Ontology annotation, cellular component: mitochondrial intermembrane space; intracellular anatomical structure; riboflavin synthase complex. Bases 286 to 912 code for a protein of 208 amino acids. Gene Ontology annotation, molecular function: 6,7-dimethyl-8-ribityllumazine synthase activity. The record is from RefSeq and is a predicted model, not a curated record.
CGAACGAUCUCUCUGAGCUCUGAGUCACUUUUUGGUAAUAUCUAGCAUGUGGCUCUCAAAGGACUGACUAAAUUACAUCAGUGGAUAGGUAAGUGCUGGUGUUCAAGAGGCCCUCAUCCAAGCCCCAGCGGGGUAGAGUUUGGUUCCCCACUCUGCGCCGGGACUCCAACUCAUGUUGCAUGUCGUUGCUGCUUCAUAUACUAUAUUGUCCUAACAUCUGUCCUGGUCAUUUUGACAAUCCCUCCGAUACUUUUCAUAAUUCGAAAUCCUAGAGCACUAGACGUGAUGGCUUCCCUGAAAGGUCCUGGCGCUGCUCAGACGCAUGAUGGUUCUGGGCUGCGAAUUGCGAUUGUCCAUGCGAGGUGGAACAUGGCAAUAAUUGGUCCCCUCGUGGACGGGGCUAAGCGGAGCCUCCUAUCAGCUGGGGUUGCUGAGAAUAAUAUAACAGUGCACACAGUUCCAGGGAGUUAUGAGCUACCAUUUGCCGUGCAGCGGAUAUAUGCGGCUUCCCAAAUUGAAGCCGCCAAGAGCCCAGCCUCAGCCCAGGGCAUCAGUGCCACUGAUUUGCUGUCUUCCUCUACAGCCGACCUUACGAAAGUGCCUAUGCAGUCGUCAUCGUCCGAUGCACCCAAGCCUUUCGAUGCCAUCAUCGCGGUGGGCGUACUAAUCAAGGGGGAGACUAUGCAUUUUGAAUACAUCGCCGAAUCCGUAUCUCACGGAUUGAUGCGUGUUCAGCUUGACACUGGAGUGCCCGUUAUAUUUGGCCUGCUAACUGUUCUGACUGAAGAGCAAGGCCUGGAAAGGGCUGGAAUGGGCAAGAAGGGGAUGCACAACCAUGGGGAGGACUGGGGAAAUGCUGCGGUGGAACUCGGAGCAAAAAGGAGAGAAUGGGCCGAGGGUAGGGUUGUCUAGUGGCCCUUCGGCGAGAUGAUAAACUCAUUUCCUGGGCAAGUUGUUACUUAUUGAUUUGUUUGUCGACCGGCUGCCCAAGUAAGGUUAGGCAAUUGCACGCGUCAAAGGUUGAGAAGCGGAAGUGGUGAUUAAAGAGUAAAUGCGUUGUAGCAUACAUUCAUUUACUGAUUGUCAGAACAAGGGAUCCGCAUGAGAAGGCCAACGUGGCUAGAAGAAUUGUUUCCGAACCGGAUCUCCGGUGUCGGCGUAAACUCAACAUAUUCACUCUUCCAUCCGUUCAGUCUCAUUCGAAUUGCCCUUUGUUGCAUCCUCUUCCUCGUCCUCUCCCUCCAGUGCCCGUUUUGCCGCCCGUUCUGCCUCCUCAAGGAGAUCUUUGGGCACCUCCUCAUGUCUUCCUUUUGUUGGACCGUCUAAUGAACUAAUCCAGGUCAUUUCUAGCUCAAAUUCCUUGUCCUUACUGUCUUCAUGGGCAACAUAG